UAUUCUCUCGCCCCUCGCCGCUUCACAUACCCGUGCAUACAGCCAGCCCUUUCUUCCCUCACCGUCCCACCUUCUCAACCACUCGACCUCAACCACCCGUACACCGUCGCCUCUCAUACACCCAACAUGGUCGACCCCGACGCGCCACCCGCGGCCGCCAUGAGUCCUACCGUGUCCAGCAGCGUCAAAGACGAUCCGGAUACCUGCCGAAUAUGCCACAUGGAAGGCUCCCCCGAGGAGCCCCUCUUCUUUCCCUGCAAGUGCAGCGGCAGCAUCAAAUAUGUCCACCAGGACUGCCUGAUGGAGUGGCUGUCGCAUUCCCAGAAAAAGUAUUGCGAGCUGUGCAAAACCUCGUUCCGCUUCACAAAGCUCUACCACCCGCAGAUGCCCGCCCGCAUCCCGACUUCAAUUUUUCUGCGCCGCGCCUCCAUACAUACCGUCAAGAUGUUCGUGACCUGGUGCCGCGCCAUUCUUGUGGCCUCGGUCUGGUUGGUAUUGCUACCCUGGUGCAUGCGUGUCGUCUGGCGGAGUCUUUUCUGGGUUGGGGACGGAGGCUGGACCCGCGACGACUACUUCCUGCUCGUCAAUCAAUCCGCUCCAUCCGCCGCGAACCUUGAGGCCAUGCGGUCCGCGUCUGCCACCGCUGCCACCGCCAAUUCCUCAAUACCCCUUCCGCUCCGGCCGCUGUUGAUGCCAUAUUCCCAGACGUUGAACAUGACUGCUGGCGAGAUGUCAAUGUGGACCGUUCUCAAGCGGAUCGUGUCCGGCUAUUCGUAUCAACCCCCAACUACGACCGAACUCUUUGCCAAUGGAACCGCAACGAACGCCACUGUCGACUACCUAGGCCCGCGCAGUCCUUCCCUCCUUUCCGAUGUAUCCUUCUUCAAUUGGUUCCCGUCGCAGGCCGCAAACCGAUUUCUUCUUGAUGUUCUCGAAGGCCUGGUCAUCACCCUGCUGGUGGUAGUGGCCUUUAUCUUAAUAUUUCUAAUCCGAGAAUGGGUCGUGCAACAGCAACCGGCCAUCAACAUGGCCGCUAUCAAUGAUAAUGCUGCUGCUCACAGGGCUCCUGAGCUAGAAGCCGAGAUUGGAGUAGUGGAGGAACAGGAAGAGGGGGAAGCCGAGGAGGAAGCACCACCACCGCCACCCCGGAUUAUAUUGCGCGAUCACCCCAAUCCGAACGCGAAUGGACGCCUGGAUAAUGACCGUGGUGAGGUUCCAUUCGAAAUCGAGCAACUCGAACGCGCCCGAGCGCCCCGCCCUCGGCGAUCAUCUUCAUCUCGCAGGAGACGUCGCAUCCAGCUCGACAACGGCGAGAUUCCGGAGGAGUUACAGCAAUUACUCGCCAACGGACCUCUUGACGAUCUGACAAGGGCUGUGCGAGACAAGUCUUCAGAGGAACAAAAUGACAGUUCCGAGGCCCCAGAGUCUUCCUCCCGUAGCAAUCCAGGGUCUGAUGGAAUCGAAGCCGAGGCUUCAAGUUCCCGCCAUCCCGUAUUCCCCGAGCGAUCUAGCAGUCUGGCGAGCAACUCAUAUACUGCACAGGAAGACGAUACGGAGACAUCAGCUCUGUCCUCAAGACCCCAUAUGCCUGCGCGGGACAAAUCGUUCAUGGCCACAGAGAUUCGUCGUGGGUUGGAAGAGAACAACACUUGGUCAUUUGCUGAUGUUCCGGGUCCGUCUGGGGACGUGGAGAAACCCGAGGUGGAGAACGCUCUCGACUCUCGGGAGAAUGACGACACCCGUCAAGAAGACCCCGGCAAAAGCGUUGCACGCGAUACUGCUGAUCGAGAGCCAUGGAGUGAGAGCAGCAGCGAGAGCUGGCAACAGAUUCCUGAAAAUGGAGUAGACAGCGCCGGAUCGGCUCACUCCGGGGACAAAGGGAAAGAUAAAGUGGUGCAGACAGAUCCAACUGAUUCAAACAGCGCCCGUGAUUCUCCGUCUAGAGCCGAAGAAGAAUCUGACGAUCUCCCCGUUCUUCCGGAACCAGUUUCUGAAGUGGCAGCAGAUGUUUCCGAUGAUGAGUGGGAUUCGGCAUCGGAAUCUGUCAACGAAAAUCACGAGCUUGGAGACGGUGACGCCCAAGAAGCCGAGCCGACGAACGUAGCAGAAGUAGCACCAGCACAGGCACAACCUCCGGUGCAGGAAAACAACGUCGCUGCAGGGCUGGGCGAUCGUGUUCUGAAUUGGAUGUAUCGUGACCUCGAUGCCGGUGUUCGAGCGGAGGAGGACGAUGCUGAUGACGAGCUUGUCGUUCAAGCUCUCGAAUUCGAACAAUUCGAACAAGCUAUUGCUAGAAACAAUGAUGUACCAGUCUUGAACGCAGCCGUCCAAGAUCCAGAAGUCGCCGCUGCCGCAGCCCAGGCUGGAAUUGACGUCAAUGAUCAAGAGGCGAUCGAGGAUGCAGAAGAUUUGGAAGGCAUUAUGGAACUCAUUGGCAUGCAAGGGCCGCUCACCGGCCUUUUCCAAAAUGCCAUGUUCAGCGCUGUCUUGAUAUCAACCACCCUCGCUUGUGCUGUUUGGCUGCCUUACUUAUGGGGCAAGGUUGUCAUAUUGUUCAUGGGCAGCCCUGUAGCACUGUUCGUGAAACUUCCGCUACAAAUCAUCGCCACGGCUGCAGAUCUCGCCGUCGAUGGGACUCUGUGUGUUGCAGCCGGUAUUGUAUAUUGGACUAUGGAGGGUACUCGUGUUGUUAUCAAAGUCAGUACUCUCGGGUUCUUGAACAAGAUGACCGAAGGCCCCAUUGCAGUCAUUGCUGGACGAGCGUUCAACGUUUUCACCAGCGCUGGGAACCGGCUCAGUAAAUUGGUGACUGAAUCACCUUUACUACCACCACCGACCUAUUUCCGCUUGUCCAUCAACUCCCAUGCCGCUCUGCGGACCAUCCAGAACACAACCUCUCACACGCUCAACCAGACUAGUGCUAUGCUUGCUAGCAUUUGUGAGGAUUUUCCGGUGGAAACGGCUCCGAAAUUGGCACUCCAGGCAUUGCGUCAAGUGCCAUCUUCGAUCCAGUCCGCCGUGAUAACAGUCUAUAGCAGAGUAGCGGCUUUAGUCUCUUGGUUAUUGACUACUAAGUCUUACAAUGUCACCUUGGAUCUCGAUAUGGGGCGCAACAUAAGCUCUACGUACACUUCCAUGGAGCAUUGGACUUCCACCGAUCGUCUGAUAGCUGUCCUCGCCGGAUACGGCUUCUUUGCCAUGGCUGGGGCUGUCUACCUUCGGCGCGGUGCCCCGUUGACCUCCUCACGACAAGGCCAAAAGAUCGAGCGUAUCAUAUCCGAAAUUCUCCAGCAAGCGGGGGGGGUUUUGAAAGUGAUUCUCAUCAUCUCGAUCGAGAUGCUCGUUUUCCCUCUUUAUUGCGGUCUACUCCUCGAUCUGGCGCUGUUGCCCCUGUUCAAGGAUGCCAACGUGUACACGAGAUGGCAAUUCACUCGCCAAAACCCAUGGACAUCAGGGUUUGUGCAUUGGUUCAUUGGGACAUGCUACAUGUUUCACUUCGCUCUGUUUGUAUCCAUGUGCCGCAAGAUCCUGCGUAAAGGAGUACUUUACUUUAUCCGCGAUCCCGACGACCCAACCUUCCAUCCUGUGCGCGAUGUUCUCGAACGUAGCGUCACGACACAGCUCCGUAAAAUAGCCUUCAGCGGGUUAGUGUAUGGCGGCCUGGUCAUCGUAUGCCUUGGUGGGGUUGUGUGGGCUCUCAAUCAAGCCACCGUCGGCGUGCUACCAAUUCACUGGGUUUCUCAUGCACCCGCUCUCGAAUUUCCCCUCGAUCUCCUAUUUUAUAAUUUCCUCACUCCAGUGGUCAUCAAGUUCUAUAAACCGAGCGAUGGCUUGCAUUUCAUCUCGAAAUGGUGGUUCCAACUUUGUGCACGCUGCCUGCGCAUGUCAAACUUCCUCUUUGGUCACCAAAACAAGGAUGAAGAAGGGCGUAAAGUCAACGGCGAAAUGAUUUUCGAUGGCAAGUAUGUGCGUGCACCAGCCUCUGACCAGGUCCGAAUACCCAAGGGCGAUCCCGUUUUCGUCCAAGUCGACGAAGAUAACAACCGUCAAGACAACCAAUCCCAGAGCACAGGCGUACACGAAAAUCCCACUCUGGUAACCAAAGUCUACAUCCCGCCGUGGUUUCGCGUCCGCAUCGCCCUCUUCGUCAUGGCCAUCUGGAUCUUCGCUGCGGCAACUGGGAUCAGCUUCACUAUUAUCCCACUCAUCUUCGGCCGCUACCUCUUCUCCCUCUUCCUCCCCAAACACGUGGAAAUGAAUGACAUCCAUGCCUUCUCCCUCGGAAUAUACACCCUUGGAAGCGUCGUCUAUACCGCCUACCAUGCCUACAACUUUCUCCGGUCCAUCCACCGCCCACCAAACUCCCCGCUCACGACUCUCUACACCAUCCUCUCCACAUCCGCUCGAAUCGCCCUCCGUGUCGCUCGCUUCACAUACGUCUGGGCCGGCCUCGUUGCUACAAUCCCCAUGCUCUUCGCCGUUGUCCUAGAAUUCUAUCUCCUCAUGCCCCUUCACGCAUACUUUGGGCCCCGCGAUCCCCAUGUCGUGCACGUCAUUCAAGACUGGACCCUGGGGUUCCUCUACGCGCGCCUCGGUGCCCGUCUCAUCUUCUCCGACCGCGCUUCCCGUCCAGCCCGCGCGUUCGCUGCACUCAUCGCAGACGGGUACCUCGAUCCCAACGCCAAAAUCGCAACACGGUGUUUCUUCGUGCCCGCAGCCGCCAUCUUUGUCGGCGCCAUCGGCGGACCCGCACUCAUAGCCUUCAUACUCACGCGCACAGUUCUGCUGGGCACCUCACCCCUCGCCAAGACGCUCGUCUGGCGCUUCGCGUACCCCGUUGUUGGCCUCGGCGUUGCAGCUGUUUGGUGUGCGAACGAGGGCGUUGGUGUGCUGGGACGCUGGAGGCUGGUUGUCAAGGAUGAGGUUUAUUUGAUCGGGGAGCGGUUGCAUAAUUUUGGGGAGAAGAGGGCUAGGGGACCUGUUACACCUGUCGUUCCUGUUGCUGGGGGUGGGGUUCCUGCGCCUGUGCCUGCACCUGCUCUUGCACCUGCCGCAGGUAUAGGGGCUGCUUAG
Periconia digitata is the source of this 5073-nucleotide messenger RNA. Lineage: Eukaryota; Fungi; Ascomycota; Dothideomycetes; Pleosporales; Periconiaceae. The record is from the annotation of a GenBank genome assembly.